AUGGCUCAAGAUACCCCCAUCGCCAUCGUGGGUCUCGCAUACCGCGCUCCUGGCAUCGGGAGAAAAGGCCUAUGGGAUUACCUCUCUGAAGCUCGAUCAGCAUGGACAAAGAUCCCUGGUGAUCGCUUCCAGCACGACGCAUACUUUCGCCCUGGUGCUGACAAGGCUGGCUGUCUGAAGUCCGAGGGUGGUCACCUACUCUCUGAGGACAUCUACAACUUUGACGCCGCCUUCUUCAAUAUGAGGGCGGAAGAGGCUAAGAAUGCCGACCCUCAGCACCGUAUGCUACUUGAAUGCGCUCUAGAAGCAUCCGAGAACGCAGGCUACAGCCUGCUUGAUCUUGCUGGCAAGAACAUUGGUUCGUACGUUGCUCUUGGAGCAAUGGAAUAUGCCAACCGUCUGUUCGGGGAUGUCUUUGCUGCCACGACAUUCUCGGCCACCGGUAUCGCGCCUUGUAUGUUUGCGAAUCGAUUGUCCUAUUUCUUCGACAUUCAUGGCCCUAGUAUUGGUGCCGAAGCAGCCUGUGCAAGCAGUGCUUAUGCUAUCCACCAGGCUUGCCAAGGUGUGCGUAAUGGAGACUGCGAUGCUGCAUUUGUUGGCGGAUCAACUCUGUUCAUGGCCCCUAACUCUUGGAUUUCCCUUGAAAAAACUGGCGCUCUUUCAGAUCAUGGCAGAUGCUACUCGUACGAUCACAAAGCCUCAGGGUUUGGACGUGGAGAGGGUGGUGCUUGUCUACUUAUCAAGCGGCUCGAUGAUGCCAUCAGUGCAGGUGACCCAAUCCAUGCUAUGAUUCGGAGUUCUGCCUGUAACCACGGUGGAAGGUCUGAGGGUAUCACUAUGCCCAGGAGAAUGGCACACGAGAUCCUCCUUAGGAGAGUUCAUGACGCUGUUGGCCUGAGCCCAGAUGAAACUCCCGUAGUUGAGGGACACGGGACUGGUACUGCAGCCGGUGAUCCAAUCGAGGCUGGAGCCUUUGCAGCAGUUCUUGGCAAGAACCGAACUGAGGAAAAUCCAUUGUACAUUGGAUCUGUGAAAUCAAACUUCGGGCAUCUCGAAGGUGCAAGUGGCAUUGUCGGUAUUGUCAAGGCAAUAUACAUGCUUAAGAAUAAGGUCAUUUUGCCCACUGCAGGGUUCGAAAAGAUCAACCACCGGAUCCCAGGGAAGGAGAAGAUUGUUGUAGCACAACUGCCCAUUCCAUGGCCUGAGAGCGAGAAGAGAAGAGUUCUUGUGACCAACUUUGGAUUUGGUGGCAGUAAUGCGGCCGUCUUGCUUGAGGCAGCCCCUGAGCAUGUGACGAACGGCACUAAUGGAACGCAGCUCAAUGGAAACGGCGUUGCUACACCUGAGAACCCCCUUCGUCGUCUAUUUGUCUUCUCUGCUAAAACAAAACAAAGUCUAACGGACUACCUGACUUCAUUCGAGAGCUACCUUGCGGAAGUUCCCGAAUCUGGCGAAUUUAUCAAGAACCUUAGUUACACUCUUGGCCAACGCCGUUCGCAUCAUGCUCAUCGCGCCGCUGUUAUUGCAGAUUCUGUUGAAGAUCUCCAAGACAAGGUCGCAUCGGCCAAGCCAAUCAGAGCGAGAGACAAAACCAUUGCGUUCGUGUUUACGGGACAAGGAGCCCAGCAUGCCCAAAUGGCUUCUGGUCUCCGGCAUUAUAAAGUUUUCUCUGAGGCUCUUGAUAAGGCAGAAGACCAUCUCAAGUCAAUGGGAGCGACAUGGUCCUUGAACGAGGAAUUGUCUAAGCCAGCAGCUGAGUCUCGAAUCAAUAGCGCUGAAAUCAGUCAGCCAGCUUGCACUGCUGUCCAGUUGGCCUUAGUGGCUCUUCUCACCAGCUGGAGCGUCAAGCCAUCCAGAGUCACUGGCCAUUCAAGUGGUGAAAUUGGUGCUGCAUACUCGGCCGGCCUCGUCAACUUCAAGACCGCCAUUGCGCUGGCCUUUUUCCGUGGACAAGCCGCAGCCAAGCUCAUCAGUCAACAAACCCAGAAGGGAGCCAUGUUGGCUCUUGGGGUUGGUUUUGAUGAUGCCUCUGCGCUCAUUGAGAAGCAUGCUGAUGGCGCCUAUGCCACGGUGGGAGCAAUCAAUAGUCCUCAGAGUGUCACUGUCUCCGGUGAUGAAUCGGCGAUCAACAAGAUUCAACAGGCCGCGGAGAAGGAUGGUAUCUUCAACAGAAAGCUCAAGAUCGAACUGGCCUACCACUCUCGGCACAUGCAAGCCGUGGCUGAUUCUUAUCUUGACGCCAUCACUCCGUUCUACUUGGACAAUACGACCUUGGUAGGAAAGGAGGAUCAACUCCCCCAAUUCUUUUCCUCGGUCGUUGGCCAUCUGGUGGAACCCGAAUUUGUGGAUGCUUCGUACUGGGUCAAGAAUUUAGUUCAACCUGUGAAAUUCUCGGAUGCUCUUCAGUCACUUCUGACGAGUUCAGAGAGUAAGAUAGGGACUGGCCAGGUUCAACCUAACCUACUUGUCGAGAUUGGACCCCAUUCUGCUCUCAAAGGCCCGAUUAAUCAGACGGUGGACCUUGUGCGCCAGGUCAGUAAUCAAGGGAAAAAGAUGGUAUUCAACUACCUUCCAUCUCUGGUCCGUGGAUCAGGGGCCGAAGAUACAUUGCUCGCCCUUGCGAGCGAUCUUUUCACACUUGGGGCUAAGAUUUACCUUGGAGGUGUGAAUCAAACCGACAUAAAUAAUGCCGAGGUGCUCACUGAGCUGCCCGCAUACUGCUGGGAUCACUCAACACAUUAUGAGCUCAGACCUCGUAUGGUCAACGAGAUUCUCUUCCCAGGAGACCCAUAUCAUCCUAUUCUUGGGCGUAGAGCCAAUACAUCAGGAAGUAAUGAGCGCACAUAUCGACAAGUCUUCACCCUGGAUGAGCUUCCGUGGAUUCGAGACCACGGUGUGGCAGGAACCGUCAUCUUCCCCAUGACGGGCUACCUGUCGUGCAUUAUUGAAGCGGCAAGGAGAAAUGCUGUGACAAAGCCCGGCGCGUUUGUCAUCAGAGAUUUCCACGCCGUCCGUAGUUUAGAAGUCCAAGAGGAGCAGUCAGUCGACAUAGCAACGAAGUUGAAGCCCGUUUCUACAGGCCCCGGCACGUUCUCAACAACUGCCUGGACAUUUGAUAUUUCAACUUGGACUGAAGCAGGUGGCUGGACCAUUCACUGCUAUGGCCGCAUUGAGGUUGAAACUGCUGAGAUGACUUCCGAGAGCCCAACUAUGAAGGACUCGCUCGCUCUCGUUGAUACUCCAGGCUUAAUUGAGCACGAUAUUGCCUGGGCUUAUGCUACUGCUGGGGUUCGUGGCACAAACUACGGCCCGACGUUCCGCAAUACCGUUAAAUUCUUUGAAGGUAAAGGAUUCACAGUUAUUGAACAACAGCUACGUGAUGGCAUUGAGCCUAAUUCAUACGGGUCACCUGCCGCUGUUGAUCCUCCUACGCUUGACGGGUUCUUGCAGGGUGGCGGAUCUCUUCAGGAAGUUGAGGGCAAGCGGCGCGCCCAGAUGCCAAAUUAUUUUAGCCGCCUGCGUGUUUCAAACUCAAUGCCUUCCGAGGACAAGCAAAAAUAUACUAUUGUCACUCGUAUGUUGAACAACGAUAACAAGGGCGGCCGUAUGCAGAUCAGCGUUGCUGCCUUUGCUAAAGGUGCUGAUGGCUCUCUUACUCCCGUGGCUGAGUGGGAGUCUCUUUCAUUCCGUGCGAUAUCGUCAGCCGAGGAUGAUGACGAGUUUACUGAAAUCCCCGAGAAUUGGUGCUGGGAGCUGGUUCCCCGGUUUGACUUCCUCUCACCGGAAGAGCUGAUGAAGAGUCUCACUGUUGGUGAUAUUGGUAACACUGCACUCAUUCGCGGCCAAAAGUUGGGUCACGUCGCUAGUUACUACAUUGAUCAGGCUCUAAAAGUCACUGCCAACGAUGACUUCUCAGGUCUUCCUCCUCAUCUUGCUCGUUUUGUUAAGUGGGCAGCGAAAGCAAUUGCUCGAGAGAGCUAUGAUCUCAGUGUCAAGCCAACAGCAUUGCUGGAGGAAGUCAUGAAUGAAGACGCCCAGGGCGAAUUGCUAUGUAAGAUUGGUGAAAAUCUUGUGCCAAUUCUACGAGGAGAAAUCCAGCCCCUUGAAAUUAUGCUCAAGGACGGUCUGCUCACCAGGCAUUACGAAGCCGAUUCAUCCAAUGAGCACUUCAGUAAGGUGAUUGGUGAUUUAGUUCUUAAUGUCUCGGACCUUGAGCCCAAUCUGCGCAUUCUUGAAAUCGGUGCGGGAACUGCCGGCACAACACUCCACGUAAUGAAUGCCCUUUCACGUAACAAUGAAGAAGGCGCAUUUCUCAGCUGGACUUUCACUGAUAUUUCGGCUGGUUUCUUCGAAAAUGCGCGUGACAAGUUGUCCAAAUGGGGCAACAAAAUUAUCUAUAAGAAGCUUGAUAUUAGCCAGGACCCUGUGAAGCAGGGAUUCAAACUUCAGGACUACGAUAUUGUCAUCGCCUCCAAUGUGCUGCAUGCUACAGCAGACAUGAGGGAGACGAUGACCAAUGUCAGGAGCCUUCUGCGGCCUAAAGGUAUGGUCGUCCUUCUCGAGGCAAACCGACAUCCUCCCCCAACCUUGCCAUUUGCUCUUCUCCCAGGAUGGUGGUACGCAAUAGACGAAUACCGUGACCAGGAGGAAGGUCCUCUACUUACCGUGGAGAACUGGAAUCGUGUCUUAAUUGACGUCGGGUUUUCAGGAGUUGACACCGCAAUUCAAGACUAUCCUGGCUCGCCAAACCAAAUGAUUAGUGUCCUCAGCUCCACAAGAAUUGGAAAGCGGGAUGAUACACCACAGAUCACCAUCUGCGGCCCGUUCAUUGACGAGGAAGAGGUGGAGUUUGCCCAGUCCGUGGCCGAUUCUAUCUCUGACCAAUUCGAUGCUUCUGUCUCCCUGAAACCAUUUGCUGAGGUGGACUCCGUCGAUGAUCCAUUCUACAUCUUCAUAGACUCCCCCAAACAUACACUGCUUGAGGAUGUCACAGAAGAGACCUUUGACCUUCUCAAGACCAUGCUGCUCCGCAACAAAGGUCUGAUGUGGGUUGUCCCUGAAGGUGGUGCCCCCGAAUCUAGAAUCAUUCGCGGCUUGCUCCACACUUUGCGCCUGGAGGAUCAAACCAAGCAUAUGCUGCUGUUUGAAGACGUCCCUCUUGUGGCUCAAAGUCUACCUGGUAUCGUCAAGCUGGCGAAGAUCAUGCAAGAUCCCGAGAUCUUCGAGGGCGAGGACCAAGACUUUACGUGGCAUAAGAACUCGAUCCACCUUCCUCGUAUGAAGCAGCUGAGAGAGGUGAAGGAGAAGUUUGCAGUCGAACAAGGAGUCUCUGUCAAAACAGUGCAGAAGAUGUGGCAACCCGAUUCAUCACUUGAAUUAACAAUCGAGGCUGCCGGUAGCCCUGACUCUUUGUAUUACCACCGAACCAAUGUCCUAAACGAGCCUCUAGGUGACAAUGAGGUCUUGGUUGAAGCUGAGGCUGCCGGCUUGAGCUACCGUGACCUUAAUAUUAUCUUUGGCUAUAUCCCUUGGGCACCUCCAGGAUAUGACGGCGCUGGAAAGAUUAUCAAAACUGGCUCCAAGGUUUCCAGUCUCCAGCCGGGUGACAGUGUUUUCUAUCUUUCGCUGGAGAAGAGCGCCUUCGCUACCCAUAACAAACUCCCAGCAGCGCAUGUGGCCAAAGUCCCUGUUGGACUGAGCAAGACCGACGCCGCAGGCUUGCCGAUGGCGUACUCGAUUGCCAUCCUUGCCCUUCUUCGCAUCGGCCGUCUGCGAAAGGAUGAAACUGUUCUCAUUCACGCUGCUGCAGGCGCAGUUGGUCAGGCAUGUGUUGUCCUUGCCAAGCACCUCGGGGCUCGAAUCUUCGCUACUGCCGGUACUGAGUCGAAGCGAGAAUUCCUACAUGAGACAUUUGGCAUUCCUAAAGAACAAAUUUUCUCUAAGGAGCUGAAGGAGGUGUUCGCUGAUCUUGUGACUCUUCUCAAUCGCAACAUCAUUAAGCCUAUCGGCCCGGUGACACUUGUUCCCGCCUCUGACCUCCCAAGUGGUCUUCGAAAACUCAGAUCUGGUGACCACAUGGGAAAGAUUGUUGUGACUCUAGGCAAGGAUGAAUCAGUCCUUGCGGAGAGCGCUCUGCAGCCUACACCAGUGCCAUUGAAGUCUGAUGCCACAUACCUGAUCACAGGAGGAACUCGUGGUAUCGGUUUGUCACUUGCAUAUUGGCUGAUCGAAAAUGGAGCCAAGAACAUCAUCGCCCUAGGUCGAAGCGGUGGUUCUGGGCCCGAGGUUCAGAAGCUGUUGGAGAAAUACGACGGCACUGAUGUGACUGUCAGGGCUUAUGCGUGUGAUGUUGGCUCUAAAUCCGACCUUAUCCAAGUUGUGGAAUCAAUCAAAGACCUCCCACCAGUCAAAGGUGUUGUUCACGGUGCUCUUAUCCUGAGCGACAAAUUGCUUGAAAAUGCCACGUAUGAAGACUGGAAGAUCGUCACUGGUCCACGUAUCCAAGGUGCAUGGAACCUCAACGAUCUGCUACCUGAUCUUGACUUCUUUAUCGGUCUGUCUUCAUUCUUGGGAGAUACAGGUAACAUUGGUCAGAGUAUUUACGGAGGAACUGCUGCAUUCUAUGAAUCUUUUGCCCGGUACCGAAACGCCCGAGGGCAGAACACCGUCUCCAUCGCCCUUCCGGUAGUCCUUGAUGUCGGUUAUGUCGCCUCAAAUGAGCUUACGGACAGGCUCAAGGCAACUCUUGGUGCGACAUUGAGGAUGUCCGAUAUCUUCGCCAUGGUCAAGAGUGCCAUCCAAGGCCAGGCCACAUCGCCCAUCUACACGAACGGCAAGGCAACUGCAUUUAAGAUGGCUUUGAACGGUCAGUCCAUUGAAGAUCUUCCAUGGACGUACUUCCAUCCUGUUCAUAUCAAGGCUCGUCUUGCUGCCGGUGCAGAUGAUCAGAAUGCGGCAGGCGGCACGGGUGUUGAUCACACCGCCUCAUGGACAUCAGCUUCCGACCCGCUGGUUGGCUUAACUGAAGCCCUGAUCACUAAGGUUUCCGCCAUGACCAUGAUCGAGCGUAGCGAGAUUGAGCCCGAUGCCCCUCUGGCAUCUCACGGCCUGGACUCUCUCGUUUCUGUCGAGUUGCGCAAUUGGAUUCGCAGGGAAACUUCCGUGGAGCUGGCACUCACAACUAUUACUCAAUCGGCCAGUCUCCACGCCUUGGCAUCGCAUGUACUUCUUCAGAUUCCCAAGGCUUGA
Messenger RNA from Clonostachys rhizophaga, 7248 nucleotides. NCBI's taxonomy places the organism in Eukaryota, Fungi, Ascomycota, Sordariomycetes, Hypocreales, Bionectriaceae. The record is from the annotation of a GenBank genome assembly.